Messenger RNA from Pyrenophora tritici-repentis Pt-1C-BFP, 303 nucleotides. NCBI's taxonomy places the organism in Eukaryota, Fungi, Ascomycota, Dothideomycetes, Pleosporales, Pleosporaceae. The record is from RefSeq and is a predicted model, not a curated record.
AUGGGGGGUUCGGGGGGUCCAGUCCAGACCAUGUACCAAGAAGAGCAUGUAGGAAAACUGCCGCAGUACGGGGAGUCCCCAUGUAAUAUUACGUACGAGGGGAUUCCGGAUCUUAGGCUGAUAGAGUUUGGUUCACUCUCAACGCUAUGCGGCGCGUAUACUAGCCGCACAGCCGCCCUCUUCCGCAUAUACCCCCCAACCAACGGAACAUAUCCAGCAAGCGAGCGAAGACAGGUCGAAAGGAGAAACACCCGGUACACUGGUAUCGAUCCAACGUGGUCGGAAAGGCACCUCAAUGCAUGA